Lonchura striata (white-rumped munia) is the source of this 7496-nucleotide messenger RNA. It is a transcript of the gene KCNH5, whose product is annotated as potassium voltage-gated channel subfamily H member 5. Lineage: Eukaryota; Metazoa; Chordata; Aves; Passeriformes; Estrildidae. Gene Ontology annotation, cellular component: voltage-gated potassium channel complex; plasma membrane. Gene Ontology annotation, molecular function: voltage-gated potassium channel activity. The record is from RefSeq and is a predicted model, not a curated record. Gene Ontology annotation, biological process: potassium ion transmembrane transport; regulation of membrane potential.
CCGCUGCCGCCGCGCACCCCCGGCCCCCGAGCCCGGCGCUGCAGGAUGCCGGGGGGCAAGAGAGGGCUGGUGGCACCGCAGAACACCUUCCUGGAGAACAUCGUCCGGCGCUCCAGCGAAUCCAGUUUUUUGUUGGGAAAUGCCCAGAUUGUGGACUGGCCCGUAGUUUAUAGUAAUGACGGAUUUUGCAAACUCUCUGGAUACCACCGAGCUGACGUCAUGCAGAAGAGUAGCACCUGCAGUUUUAUGUAUGGUGAACUGACAGACAAGAAGACCAUUGAAAAAGUCAGGCAGACUUUCGACAACUAUGAGUCAAACUGCUUUGAAAUUCUCCUCUACAAGAAAAACAGAACCCCAGUUUGGUUCUACAUGCAAAUUGCACCUAUAAGAAAUGAACAUGAAAAAGUGGUUUUGUUCUUGUGCACUUUUAAGGAUAUCACUUUGUUCAAGCAACCGAUCGAAGAUGAUUCAACAAAAGGCUGGACCAAGUUUGCCCGGCUGACGCGGGCGCUGACCAACAGCCGCAGCGUCCUGCAGCAGCUGACGCCCAUGAACAAGGCUGAGGUGGUGCACAAGCACUCCCGCUUGGCUGAAGUUCUCCAGCUGGGAUCUGAUAUUCUUCCUCAGUACAAGCAAGAAGCUCCAAAGACUCCACCACACAUUAUACUCCACUAUUGUGCUUUUAAGACCACCUGGGACUGGGUCAUCUUAAUUCUUACCUUCUACACAGCAAUCAUGGUUCCAUAUAACGUGUCCUUCAAGACAAAGCAGAACAACAUUGCCUGGCUGGUGCUGGACAGCGUCGUGGACGUUAUUUUUCUGGUUGACAUAGUUUUGAACUUUCACACCACCUUUGUUGGCCCCGGGGGAGAGGUUAUAUCUGAUCCCAAGCUCAUACGGAUGAACUACCUGAAGACGUGGUUUGUGAUUGAUCUUCUGUCCUGUUUACCAUAUGACAUCAUCAAUGCCUUUGAGAAUGUGGAUGAGGGAAUCAGUAGCCUCUUCAGCUCCUUGAAAGUGGUGCGCCUUCUACGGCUGGGCCGGGUGGCCAGGAAGCUGGACCAUUACCUGGAAUAUGGUGCUGCCGUGCUGGUGCUGUUGGUGUGUGUCUUUGGGCUGGUGGCCCACUGGCUGGCCUGCAUCUGGUACAGCAUUGGGGACUACGAGGUGAUCGAUGAACUGACCAACACCAUCAAAACAGACAGCUGGCUCUACCAGCUGGCCCUGAGCAUCGGCACCCCGUAUCGCUACAACAGCACGGGCUCGGGCCAGUGGGAAGGAGGGCCCAGCAAAGACUCCUUGUACAUAUCCUCCCUCUACUUUACCAUGACAAGCCUUACAACCAUAGGAUUUGGGAACAUAGCACCCACCACUGAUGGGGAGAAGAUUUUUUCGGUGGCCAUGAUGAUGGUUGGCUCUCUUCUUUAUGCAACUAUUUUUGGAAACGUCACCACCAUUUUCCAGCAAAUGUAUGCCAACACCAACCGCUACCAUGAGAUGCUGAACAACGUGAGGGAUUUCCUAAAAUUAUAUCAAGUCCCAAAAGGCCUUAGUGAAAGAGUCAUGGAUUACAUUGUCUCAACCUGGUCCAUGUCUAAAGGAAUUGACACAGAAAAGGUGCUCUCGAUCUGCCCAAAGGACAUGAGAGCAGACAUCUGCGUGCACCUGAACCGGAAGGUUUUCAACGAGCACCCUGCCUUCCGGCUGGCCAGCGACGGCUGCCUGCGAGCCCUGGCCGUGGAGUUCCAGACCAUCCAUUGUGCCCCGGGGGACCUCAUCUACCACGCUGGGGAAAGCGUUGAUGCUCUCUGCUUUGUGGUCUCAGGAUCCUUGGAAGUCAUCCAGGACGACGAGGUGGUGGCUAUUUUAGGUAAAGGUGAUGUGUUUGGUGAUAUCUUCUGGAAGGAAACCAGCCUGGCCCAUGCCUGUGCCAACGUUCGGGCUCUGACCUACUGCGAUUUGCAUAUAAUUAAGCGAGAAGCCUUGCUGAAAGUGCUGGACUUUUACACUGCUUUUGCCAACUCCUUCUCCAGGAACCUCACGCUCACCUGCAAUCUGAGGAAGAGGAUCAUCUUCAGGAAGAUCAGCGAUGUCAAGAAGGAGGAAGAGGAGCGCCUGCGCCAGAAGAACGAGGUGACGCUGAGCAUCCCCGUGGACCACCCUGUGCGGAAACUCUUCCAGAAAUUCAAGCAGCAAAAGGAGAUGCGCAAUCAAGGCUCGACCCACGUCGACCCCGAGCGGAACCAGCUGCAGGUGGAAAGCAGGAGCGUGCAGAACGGCGCCUCCAUCACGGGCACCAGCGUGGUCACCGUGUCCCAGAUCACACCCAUCCAGACCACCCUGGCCUACAUGAAAAGCAGCGAGGCCGUGAAGCAGAACAACCGCGACGUGAUGGAGCUCAAGCCCAACGGCAACGGAGACCAGAAAUGCCUCAAAGUGAACAGCCCCAUGCGGAUGAAGAACGGGAACGGGAAAGGCUGGCUUCGGCUGAAGAACACCAUGGGCACCCACGAGGAGAAGAAGGAGGACUGGAACAACGUCACAAAGGCCGAGUCCAUGGGGUUGCUGUCCGACGACCCCAAGUCCAAUGACUCAGAGAACGGUGUAAAUAAAAACCCACUGAGGAAAACAGACUCUUGUGACAGUGGAAUAACAAAAAGUGACCUUCGCUUGGAUAAAGCUGGUGAGACUCGCAGCCCCCUGGAGCACAGCCCCAUCCAGGCGGAUGCUAGGUGUCCUUUCUACCCCAUUCCUGAGCAGGCCUUACAAACCACGCUGCAGGAAGUCAAGCACGAACUCAAAGAAGAUAUCCAGCUGCUAAGCAGUAGGAUGGCUGCCCUUGAGAAGCAGGUGGCAGAAAUUUUAAAAAUAUUGUCCGAAAAGAACGUAUCCCAGCUCUCUUCCCCCAAGUCUCAUUUAUCACCCCAGUCCCCUCCCCAGAUACCCUGUCAGGAUAUUUUUAGUGUUUCAAGGCCUGCAUCACCUGAAUCUGAAAAAGAUGAAAUCCACUUUUAGCAUAUACCUAUGUGUAUAUAUGUAUACAGUAUAUAUGCAGAGGUGUAUAUAUACCUUUAUACAUAUAUAUAUAUAUAUAUAAAAAUGUGUGUGUAUACGGUAAAUAUAUAUACAUAUAUAUUUUCACUUGCAUCCAAUAUGACUUGAAGACACCAAGGAUUUUGAUAUGUAAAUAUUGCAUGUCCAGCUGGAUUCUGGCCUGCCAAAGAAAGCAAUUAUUAACAUAGAUAUUGCUUGUAUAAUAUGCAGUUGACUGCAUGCACACUUUACAUUUAUUUAUAAUCCUAUUAUGUAAUAAAAGAAUGACUUUUGUUUAACAAAGGCAAUGUACUAUUUAAAGAAUCAGGGUCUAACCUGCCAAUAUUGCCAUGACAGUUUUGAUCUCAGGCUGGGUGAAUUGAGCUUUUAUUUCCUCCUACUGUCUUUUCUGCUGACAGAAAAGACAGAGUUAAACAGUAGAUUAAUAUGACGUGAAGGACACGUUCAGACUCCUGUUAGUAUUGUUUCCUGGUAUCAUUCCAUGACAAUAUACUGUAUAUUUGGUGAUGAAUUCCCCUACUCCUAAAGGGAGGGCUCAGCUCAGUGGGCAGGGAAGGGCACCAUGCCUGGUGCUAGGAUGGAUCACUGGAAUUUAUUUGUGUGGGUAUUGUGCAUGCACAGCCUUUUAUUUCAAGUAUCCUCCUGCUCUUUUAACAUCGUAAGAAAUAAUAAUUAUAAGAAUAAUAACAAUGGUGAUUUAUGUAACAAAAUGAAACUAACAGAAACUCAGUUGCACUCCCUGAGUGUUUGGGGGUAACUUCUUUCUUGAAAGCCUCCUUUUACUGAUGCCAUUUUUACUGAACUGUUAGAGUAACAUUAUGUAAAUUCUCUUUGCAGCACUCAGUGGUGAUGUCCAGUUCUGUCAGUAUCUUCAUCAGCAUGUCCCAUUUUUGUGGGGUUGAGGUUGUUCUCCCACUGUCCCCCCUAUUGCCCCUGGCAGAAAAACUUAGUGUGAGGUCUGAGCAAGGGAGAGAACACUCGUAGUUCAGCUUCUUGGGAAACCACAUGAGCAGGUUUGAACGCCUGAAGUUAAAAGGUUGCAGUAAAUCCCCCUCCAUUCUCUUUCACGAGGACAUUUAUCAGUCUGCAGCUGCUUUUAGAAAGAGAGAAAAUAACUGGUCAGGAUGUAAUUCUCUUUAGUCCAAGGUGCUUGGAUGAUAAUGUGUGGGUGGGAGAGUGGUGGUGGUGCUGGGGGGAUGGAGCCCUGCUGGAGUGCUGCUCGUGCCGUGGGCUCGUGGAGGGUUUCAGUGCUUGGAGGGGGCACGAUUCAGGAGCAGACUUGCACUGCCCACAGGUCCCACACAUACUGAGUCCUUCAGGUUGGUGUCAGGCUCUGUCCUUCCUCUUAGCUGACUCCCAUUGGCAUCUCCCAGCAUUGGGCUGUGCUCAGACCCCCCUCUCCACCUCCUGGGCUGAAGCUGCUGGCUUUGCAGGGCUGCAGCAGGGCAAGCUUUGCACUGGUUCUUGUUUGAUCUUGAGUUUGGAGCUGGACUUUUGGACUCUGCCCCUGAGUGUGGUGAGGGUUUUUGCCUCUCAGUUUGCACUGGUUUGAAUGCAGGUACACAAGAUGCUUAGCAGAAAUUGCCAUUGCAGCCUCAGAGAUGUUACCUGGUGUGGUUUGAGGCCAGCCCAGCAGAGCACAGUGGCUCCUUCAGAGAAGGAUUCCCUCUGGCUCUGGCUUAAAUGACCUCUUGUAUCAAGAUCCUGUGUUUUCAAAAGUGCCUGGAGUAAAACAUGUAUGUACCACAAGGCAUCACUACGAUUCAGGUAGAUCAAAUACAUGAUUAUAAUUAGUGAGCAUUCAAAACACACACCAGUAUUAGAUCCAUUUUUUAACAUUAGAAAAAUGGACUGAACAAAAUCACUUCCUAAAAACCUAACAAAAUCCCUAAAACCCAAACAAACCAUCACUAGUGGCAAUUAGGAAUCUACAUCUUAGGGUGAACAGAUCUUCAACCAUGAAAUCCAAACCCAUAGAGCUACAAAAGCUCGGAAGAAAGACAGAGAAAUCAUUGCUUCUGUAGUGUCAAUUUGUGGAGGAUUUUUGAGAGAUGAUAGUUUUUUCUGUCCCAUUUCUGCCCCUUUCUUUAGGAAAUUAGAGAUGCCAAAAAAAAAACCCAAAAAACCCCCCCAAAAACCUGAAAAGAACAAAAAGCCACAGUAGGGGACAGCUCUUCCCAAAGCCUGGUGAUCAUCCCACCUGCUCAUUUUAGUUCUCCACAGCUACAGUUGCCUCUGUCAAAAUUUUCAGCUGUACUUUGCAGCUGCUGUUCUGACACAAGUGCAAAUCCAUGACUCUGCAGCAUGGUUUGGGCUGCAAGAACAACCUGCACCUGCACAACAACAGGAACUUCCAUUCCUGUGCUAAGUCCCACCCUGAGACUCUGAAAGAAGGGGGAGGUUAUGGGGUUAGGGAGUUACAGGGUUGCUGCAGGAGUCUGCACACACCUUGUGGGUGCAGUUUAAGUGCCAAGAUGUCAAGUGUUGAAUGUUCCUGCCUGACUUUGUCUGCUGGUUAAGACAGACACACAGCCACUGCCCAGGGCUGCCUGGUGAAUAGCUGAGCCACACAGGCUCAGUCUGGGGGCCAGACUUUGUUAAAAUUCCUGGAAUACAUGAACCUGCCAUGAAGUGAUGCUGUAAAAGAGACAGCAGGAUAAUGGGGAUUGGUUUUGUUAGAAAGCUUUAGCCUUAAUGGCAUUCCUCUGCCUUUGUGACAGACUUGUUUUCUUUCUCUAUGACUGAUAAAAAUUCUAGGUAGAACCGCAUGGCAUGCAAAGGGAUCUCUGUUUAGGUUUAUCUUGCAAGUCAGGUGUAACUUUGUGCCACCUUACAAUGAGAGAAUGUGUUAACAGGAUUAGUCUGACCUUGAAAACCAUUUGGGCAGGCCCAGAAUGUCUUUUGCAGUUCAAGUGCAGCUUGAGCAUUUCAAAUGUGUAGUGGCUAAAUAGUGUAAAAUACCAAGUUCAUGAAACAAAUACGGUGUCUCCAGGUCUGCUUCUAGUGCUGCUUUGACUCUGAUAUUCCAGCACUGUCCAUUGCAAGUUCAGUGGAACAGCUUGUACCCUGCACAAAGCAGUGGUGAGAUGGUACCCUGCAGGCACAGGCUGUGGAUGGGCUGUCCUAGGCUCUGUGUGCUGGGGGAUGCCCAGUUUGUGGGGUUGGCUAUGGCUGGUGUGAUUCUGAAGGACUUUGCCUCCAAAAUCCAUGUUGGGAGCAUUCCAUGUUGCUUCAUGGAGUUGUCAGCAGUUUGUCUCCUGUCCCCUCGUGUUGUGCAUGAUGUGAUGAGUGACUGGGGCCUUCCUUCUCUGUUAAAAAGCAUGUUUAACAGUCCUGUAGUUCAGGCUGGACUGAAAGCAACCACCUGUAGUCAUUAAGUGCAAUAAGGACACCCAGGUGUCACUUCCACCCAGGCCAGUGCUCAAGCAGUGACACACCAUGAGGAGGGAGCUCUUGGCUGCAUGCUUUCCUUUCCUUUCUUGUAAGAACUCAACACCUGUACAGAUGUUCCUGCCAGAUGCUGGGAACAGCAUCCUUAGCAUCUACCCUGUGCUUUGUGUGUCCAAAGCAUUUUACCUGCACACGAGUGGAUUUUAUCUUUCUGGACUUUGGAACAGAAAUAAAAUGUGUCCAGAAAAUGUGUACAGAAAAGUAAACACUUCCCAAAGCAAAUGAACUAGAGUACUUCUAAUAGCUUUUUUUGUGUAAUGUUGCAUAUAAGAGAUAGAACAGCACUUCAGGAUAAUUACUGAUAAAAUAAUAUUGUUGUGGUGAAGAUUCAGUUCUUCUAAAUUUGUAUUUGUAAAUCUUUUAUUUUUUCUGUCUUUGCCAGGGCACGGGGGUUAGAGCAGAGCUGAUUCUGGAAGUGACAAACUUUAGCUUUGUCCAUUUUUCUUUUCUGUGUUCUGCAGAAGUAGCACAACUGUAGGGUUUUGAUGCUCUGCACCAAAGUUUGGGCUCAUUGCUAGACUCAAGUUCAGUCUUCAUUUACCACCACAUGGAGAGUAACCCUGUUGCACAGGUGUGAAGGUUGAAUCUGAUAAUCAGAUCAGACUUUAAUGUGUGUUUUGAAUCCCAGGACAGUUUCAGAGGGCUGAAAGCUGCAGAAAUAAUGUACGCUUUGCAAAGCCAAGAGCAGUUCCCUGGAAGUAACUGAGACUGUUCCACAGAUGUCAUCAUUGCCUGGGUCAGAAAACAGAUAUUGUGCUCAUGAAAUAGCUUAGAGGAUUUUGGGGGAAAAAAUGUCCUGAACUGGAAGGGAAAACAAACAAACAAAAAAAAAAAAGCCAAAGGUUUAAUAUGGAAUUUGGACAUAGAGGGAUAUAUUGUGAGAAAUUUACAGUUUUUUUACUUGGACAUUGAGCAUUUAGAAAACCCAAUCCUAUAUUUUUGGAUGUCAGAAUUGGACAGAUUGUCUCUCAAAAUAAAUACAUUUUCCCUAA